AUGUUUUUGCACAGUUUAAUAGUUGCUAUUUCAUUUAAUCCACAAUCUCGCUAUUUUCAUAAUUCAGUUCAUAUUAAGGAUAAACUUUUUUUCUUGGGAGGAUCUAACGAUAAUAGCCCUUGCUUAAGUGAUUUUUUUUAUUUGGAUUUAACUCUUCCUUUUCAUAAAGAUAUUCCUCCAUGGUAUAAUCUUGAUUUUCGUAAAAUACCAUUUUGUGUUUCUGGUGCAUUUUCAAGUUUUGGUGGAUUUGAUGAUUCAACAAUUUUUUUAAUUGGUGGAAAUAGAAGCAUUAGAUAUCAUUAUUACGUUUCGUCAUUUAAUACUAAAACUUUUGUUUGGAGUCAUGUUUCAAUAGAUCAAAGUAAUCUUCUAUGGCAACGAAAUAUGCAAGGAGUUACAAAUGAUAAAGGAGAAAUAUAUGUUUAUGGGGGAUGGACAUUAGAUACUAAUUCUAGUUCUAAUAAAUUAAAUAUAUUAGAUACUGUAAAUUUAAAAUGGAUGACAGGUCCAAAUUCACAAGUUGGUCAUUUUGGACAUACUGCUACAUUAUUAUCUAAUGGAAUUAUUGUUAUCAUUGGAGGAAAUGUUAAUGAUAAAUGUAGACUUAAUAAGAUUUGGCUUUAUAAUACGAAUAAAAGCGAUUGGAGUUCUAUGAAUACUCAAGGAAUUUUACUUUCAAAUCGUAUCCAUCAUUCAGCAGUAUUAACGAAAAAUGAUAGAAUAAUAGUUUAUGGUGGAAUUAAAGAUGAUACAAAUGCCACUGAUCCUGAUUUAGUAGUUUUGGAUACCAAAGUUCUCCCUUUUAGUUGGUCAGCUCCAAAAGUUAAUAUAAUUAACAGUCCUCCUUUAUUAUAUGAACAUUCUGCUAAUAUGAUUGGAGAUUAUAUGAUUGUAACAUUUGAAAGAGGAUAUACAAUUAAUACAGAAAUCCUCCCUCAUCAGUUUAUUCUAAAAUCCAAUUGA
Molecule: messenger RNA, 963 nt
Organism: Diversispora eburnea
Lineage: Eukaryota; Fungi; Glomeromycota; Glomeromycetes; Diversisporales; Diversisporaceae
Source: the annotation of a GenBank genome assembly